Messenger RNA from Daldinia childiae, 2292 nucleotides. Its product is annotated as Ribosome biogenesis protein erb1. Gene Ontology annotation, molecular function: protein binding; ribonucleoprotein complex binding. Gene Ontology annotation, biological process: ribosome biogenesis; maturation of LSU-rRNA from tricistronic rRNA transcript (SSU-rRNA, 5.8S rRNA, LSU-rRNA). The record is from RefSeq and is a predicted model, not a curated record. Lineage: Eukaryota; Fungi; Ascomycota; Sordariomycetes; Xylariales; Hypoxylaceae. Gene Ontology annotation, cellular component: PeBoW complex; preribosome, large subunit precursor. Bases 1 to 2292 code for a protein of 763 amino acids. The transcript is spliced from 2 exons.
AUGGUCUCAACAAAGCCAACCUUGAAGCGCAAGGCUUCCGUCGUCGAGGCAGACCACUCCAACCAGCCUCAAUCCGACGAUGAGUUCGGAGAUGGUCUUCUAGAGGGUGUGUUAGAGGACGAAUCCGACGAUGAGGAGUCCGAGUUAGAAGAUGACGACAACGACAUCGAGGGGGACACGCUCGAUGCCGAUGAUGAUGAAUUGGACAGUGACGAUAUACCAACAGAUGAUGAGGGACUAAGGAAAAAGCAAUUAUCAAAUGGAUUCGAGUCUGACGAAGAAGAUGUUGGUCCUCACUACAAAAUUGAAACAGACGCCAAUGGGGGAACUAGAUACGUUUACGAUGAGGUUGACCCCGUGUACGAUUCAGACGAUUCAGACGCCCAAGAACCUAUAAACACAAUUGGAGACAUACCUCUUUCGUUCUACGACUCAUACCCUCACAUAGGAUAUGACAUCAAUGGGAAGAGGAUUAUGCGUCCCGCUACUGGCGAGGCUUUGGACGCUUUAUUAGAUAGUAUUGAGGUACCGAAGGGCUGGACUGGCCUUACGGAUCCUGCAACCGGCAAGCCAUUAAAUCUGAGCCAGAACGAAUUAGAGUUAUUACGGCGAGUCCAGAUGAACGAAAUCCCCGAAGAAGGAUACGAUCCGUAUCCGGAUUCUGUCGAGUGGUUUACGAGUUUUGAGGAGACGAUGCCUUUGAGCGCUGCCCCAGAGCCAAAGCGACGCUUUUUACCUUCCAAACAUGAAGCGAAACGAAUAAUGAAGUUAGUCAAGGCAAUUCGAGAGGGCCGAAUACUACCGUAUAAACCUCCAGAGGAAAAGCAAAGGGAAGAGGAAGAAGAGGAAGAAGUUCAUUAUGAUUUGUGGGCCGACGAGACGCCUCGGCCCCCUAAUGUAAUGCACAUUCCCGCCCCCAAGCCUGCUCCUCCUGGCUAUGAUCUCAGUUACAAUCCACCUCCAGAGUAUCUCCCUACCGAGGAUGAAAAGAAGGCCUGGGACGAGACCGAACCGGAAGAGCGAGAAAAGGAAUACUUGCCCCAAAAAUACGACUCUUUACGGAAAACUCCUGCAUACGAUCAAUUUGUCAAAGAACGCUUUGAAAGGUGCCUUGAUCUCUACCUUGCGCCUCGAAUACGGAAGAAUAAGUUGAAUAUCGAUCCUACAUCAUUACUCCCUAAGCUUCCGCGACCGGAGGAGUUGAGACCCUUCCCUACCAUCGCGUCAAUUGAAUACGCUGGUCACGAGGGUAGGGUACGAUCCGUUGCCAUUGACCCAUCCGGGCAAUGGUUAGCCAGUGGUGGUGAUGAUGGCACUGUGAGAGUGUGGGGCCUCGCAGACGGUAAACAACAGUGGAAAGUCAAACUUAGCAGCGAGGACCCGGUAGAUGUAGUGCGAUGGCGACCGGGUCAAGAAGCUUCAAUCAUAUCCGCUGCUGUGGCUGAAGAUAUUUUCUUCAUGAUCCCAUCAUUUGGGAGCCCGGAGCUGGAACAGACUAGCCGGGAUAUAUUGGAUGCAGGAUUUGGUUAUGCUACCAACGACAAGCAACUAACAACAGCUAACGGGGCAGCACGAAAAGAUCCCCCGGCGAAGUGGUCACGACCAGGGACACGCCUGGAGGAUGAGGGUGUUUUACUGAAAGCUACAGUCCGCUCACCCAUCAAGUCAAUUAAUUGGCACCGACGAGGAGACUUCUUCUGCACGGUAUCCCCUAGUGGACAAAAAAGUUCCGUGGCCAUUCAUACCCUAUCUAAGCAUCUUACUCAAAUCCCCUUCCGAAAGCUUCCAGGGUUGGCACAGACAGCAUCAUUCCACCCUUCGCGACCUAUGUUUUUUGUCGCAACCCAAAGGUCGAUACGGUGUUACGAUCUCCAAAAACAAGAAUUAGUCAAGACUAUUCAACCUGGCGCCCGCUGGAUCUCAUCAUUUGAUGUGCAUCCUGGCGGCGACAACUUGGUUGUCGGAUCAUACGAUCGUCGUUUACUCUGGCAUGAUCUUGAGAUGUCAAACAGGCCGUAUAAGACAAUGCGAUUCCAUCCUCAGGCAAUCAGGGCUGUGAAGUUUCACCGUAUCCACCCACUAUUUGCGGAUUGCAGUGACGACGGUACUCUACAAAUAUUCCAUAGCAAAGUUGUGAGCGAUCUGAUGGAAGGACCAACUAUUGUGCCUGUGAAGAUGCUCAAGGGACAUAAGGUAGUCAACAGACUUGGUGUGACAGAUAUUGAUUGGCAUCCCCAACAUCCAUGGUGUGUAAGUGCGGGCGCCGACGGAACAUGUAGAUUAUGGACAUAA